GUCUCUAUGGUUCGCCCUCCGCCGCCCCUCUCCCGGUCACCCCGGCAACGCCGCCCGGGCCCAGCAAUGGCGUCGGCGCUGCGGGCCGGGCCGCGGCUGCGGCGGGCGGUGCGGGCCGGCGAGUUAGCAGCGCUGCCCGCCGGGCUGAGGGAUGAGCUGGAGGCGGCGCUGGCGGCGGAAGGAGGGCUGGUGCCUUUCAGUUUGCUGCGAGGGCUGCACGCCGCGCUGCGGGAGGCAGGGUCUCCGCUGCAUCUGCACGAGCUGCUGGAAGGAUGCGAGAUCCACCUGCCCGAGGUGCCGGUGCCGCCGAGGAACCCCGAGCUGGUGGCCCGGCUGGAGCGGAUCAAGGCCAAGCUGGCACACGAGGAGUACCAGCGGAUGACCCGCAACAUCACCGGCCAGGAGGUGAACGGGCCAUUGGCUGAAUUUGGGAGGCAAGUUCGUUCCGUGAAAGCCGUUGUCAUCACCAUCUUCAACUUCAUUGUCACCGUGGUGGCCGCCUUUGCCUGCACCUACCUGGGCAGUCAGUACGUCUUCGCAGAGACAGCGGCGGUGAGCAAGCCCUGCCCCUGGCAGACCCUCUGUGCUGGCCACACCAGACACCCAGGAUCACCUCUCUCUCUCUUUUGUGUCCCCAGCGUGUCCUGUCAGCCGUCAUUGUGGCCUCAGUGGUGGGCUUGGCCGAGCUGUACGUGAUGGUGCGGACCCUCGAAGGGGAUCUUGGCAAACUAUGACCAUGAACUGCAGGCUUCGUGCUGGAGCCUUUUGUCCUCCCCAGGAGCUGCUAAUGUGGGACAGAUCUUGUCCUGUCUGUACCUGUUCCUGCUGUGGGAAGACUGCUGCACUCCUCAGGCUCAUCCUUCGCUUCCCACUCCUGAAAUGAAUCAUGGGUUGGAAAUCCCAGAGCUGCAGAACGGGAGAGGGAAUGGCUGUGGACUCCAGCCACCCCAGCAGGGAGAGGGGCAUCAGCUCCUGCCAUCCCUGCUGUCCUGGGAAGUUUCUGUCUGUUUUUAUUCUGGAAAUAAACUUAACACUGUGUGUUUGUAACCUUC
This is a messenger RNA of Poecile atricapillus (Black-capped chickadee), 1052 nucleotides long. RefSeq names its product transmembrane protein 199 (gene VMA12). The transcript is spliced from 5 exons. Gene Ontology annotation, biological process: vacuolar proton-transporting V-type ATPase complex assembly. Bases 7 to 696 code for a protein of 229 amino acids. The record is from RefSeq and is a predicted model, not a curated record. Lineage: Eukaryota; Metazoa; Chordata; Aves; Passeriformes; Paridae. Gene Ontology annotation, cellular component: endomembrane system.